Pseudomassariella vexata is the source of this 918-nucleotide messenger RNA. RefSeq lists its product as uncharacterized. NCBI's taxonomy places the organism in Eukaryota, Fungi, Ascomycota, Sordariomycetes, Amphisphaeriales, Pseudomassariaceae. The transcript is spliced from 2 exons. The coding region runs from base 345 to 860 and encodes 171 amino acids. The record is from RefSeq and is a predicted model, not a curated record.
GAUGUCAAAGAAUACGGGUUCUACGGUCUCAACACACAAUAUUCUUUCUUCGGCUUUGGCGACGGAUUUCUUCUGAGAAGAACGCUUAACAUAUCCGCCUUUUGGCUGCCAAAGUAUCUAACCGGAAAUAACUGGACUGACCCCAGAUAUAACACUCAACCGUUCAAUAAUCCUCAUAAUAUGGCGUACACUGUGCAAAAUAAGACAUACCUCUCAGCUACAUCCUAGGCAAAGGCAACGGUAGAUGCCAGCCGAUUCCGGAGCAAUAUGAGUGGGGCUUCUCAUGCAUACAACUCUUCAUCACGUUAUGUCUAUUGUUAAUCUGGACGAUUGGGAUAUACAUCAUGUGGUUGCGAGCCCGCAUGCAGCUACCACUCCAGGGACAACCCGAAGUUCCCAGGGGCUGGAAAUGCGUCUUGACCCUGGCCAAGUCAAUAGAUACGGAGUUUACAAAGAUCGACAUCAACCCGUAUACACUCAAGGACAAAGAGCUCAGGAAGAUAAUUCGUCGAGAACUCCACGGUGGAGAGGUUUCCUUUGACGCCCCUCUUACGAAUAUCAACGUAAGCUUCCGCCGGGUUUUCUGGAAUUGGCUGAAGGGAGAUAUAUGGUUGUACACGGUGCUGGCCAUUACAGGUGGGGUUUUCUUCACUGCCUUUUUAACCUCCGAUGUCAAAGUCAAGGUUUUCCUGGCUACUCUAUAUUCCACAACAUUUAUAGGUGUAAUCCUCGCACUCUUUGUUGGAACGUCCAAGAGGAGUAAAUGGGCUAUGACGCUGUUUUUCCCAAUAUCAGGGGUAUUUCUUUUUCUGAUCAUCGAACUUCCAAUUAUUAUGGGGCGGAAGGGAGAGGACGUAUAGUACUGAAGGCGUUGGAGAUGGCUUUCUCAACACGGCGGUGUCAAAGCGAGAGUACAUA